ACAUGGAAGGAUAUUUAUAUAGUGCUAGCUUAAUCUAUAGUAUAUAGAUUACAAAACAAUGUAUACAGUAUGAUCCCAUUUUUCUAAAUGAACCAGUAUCUAUCACCUAGCUAGCUAGCUAUCAUCUAUCGGUCUAUCAUCUAUCUUUUCACUACCUAGUCAUCUAGAAAGAACAUACACCCAGGGAUGUUAACAGUGACUAGAGCUAAAUAUUCUUUAAAAAAAAAAAAAUGUCCCCUUGUAUUAGAAACCCUCUGGCAGGAAGCUUCCUCUUGCAAAGGCUAUAAAAUCCCUUCCCCUCCUUGCCCCACCCACUCCCAUUGCCAAGAACACUGAACAGGAAGAAGUGUUUGCUCAGGGAUGCUGCCAAGAUAGAAAGACCAUGUAAAGAAGGAAUGACAGUGCUUGAGCAGAAGGAGCAUAUUCUCUGAAGGUUCCUCUGCCCACCACACCAAGCAUAAGGCCACCAGGAAGAUCCCCACCUGCAAACUAGGCCAGCCUUCCCAAGAGAGAGCAGUAUCUAAUUCCCACAGGCCUCCUCAUCGCCUUCAUCAUGAACUGGCACAUGAUAAUCUCUGUGCUUGUCAUAGUGGUGCUUAAAAUUGUUGGAAUGACCUUAUUUCUGCUUUAUUUCCCACAGAUUUUUGGAGAAAGUCAAGUCAACUUCCUUCCCAGAGAGAGCUGUGAAACAGUUCCUCAGACUAUCGGGAGCAGUAAUGUCAGCUUAGUUCCCACAGAGAGCUCCGGAACAGUCUGCUCCAGAGGGUGGUAUUUUCAUCGAAGAAGAUGCUUUUUAUUGUCCCCUUUUGAACUGUCCUGGAACAAAAGCAGGGACUUUUGCAAAACAGAAGGAUCCACUUUGGCCAUUGUGGACACGCCAGGGGAACUGAAAUUUCUCCAGGACAAAACUGGUGCUGAGAAGUAUUUUAUUGGCUUAUACCAGCAAGCAAAGAACAGUUGGCGUUGGAUUGACAACUCCAUAUUCAAUGGCAAUAUUCACAAAGAUGUUGUAGAAAAAGCUUUUAUUCAUCCUCAUUGAACAGUUGAAUUGAAGCUGGGAGGUUUAAAAAUGUACUGAAUAUCGUCAAGCUGGGAAACUGUAGAGCCACAAUUUCAUCCCACAUCCCCUUGACUCCAAAACUCAUGACGUUUCCAUGAAACCAGACUCCUUCCAGUCAGACUGAAUGACAGAAAAAGAGGUGGGAGAAGGCCAACACACUUUCUCCUAAAGCCAGCUGGUGCCUAUGAAAGGAAGAGCAACCUCUCUCCUCCUCCUCUCUUUCCUCCUGCUGUGAACAUAGCCUAUGCAGUAUGAAAACAAUAUUUCUGAGAGGAAACGGCAGAUGAGAUGUUUCUAACCAAGCACAAGAGUGAGUUAAUCCAAGACCCUGAGUCCGGAAAGAGCGGGUGUGGAGCUGGAUUUGGGGAUGGAAGAGGGAGGGGCUGGACUCAGUAAAGCCAGGGCUGAAACAAUUGGCUUUCACCACACUUUCUCUCCCAUUUAGUGUUACCAAUCAACAUCAGAAUUUCAACUGUGUGACGAUAGGCCUAACAAAGACAUACGAUGCGGCGCCGUGUGACAUCAACUUCCGCUGGAUCUGUGAGAAGGCAGCCAAAUGAUUGCAGUUCUCUGUGGCCUCUGACAAGAAUGACAAAUAUGCUUUUGGAGAAAGCAAACAAUAUAUAAUUGGGAUUGGUCCAGGAAAUAUAGAAUAUCAAAUUAGUGUAUCAGUCUUUCACAGGUCACUGACAGAGCUCCCUAACAAAUUGCUCCACGGCCCCUCCACAAAUACACUCGCAUACACACAACAGAGGCAAACUCCCCAUUCUGGGCCAGCAGCUCCCCCGAGGCUCCACUUCCUGUGUCACACCCAUGACACUUAGAUCUGCACCAGGCAUCUAGUCAAUGACCCAUCUAUCUAUGAUGAGAGGUCCUUGCCUAUGUAGGGAAAUGAUCUUCUGCUUUAGGGGACUGGGUGCUAGCCAUGUCCAGGAGACAGGGUCAUUUUAUGGAGACAACUCAGUUGAUAUAGUGACAAAGUCUGUUUCCACAGAACUGAGCAUUUUUGACUGAUCAACAGGGUUUAGGCUGUUGCCAGGGUCUGUUUUAUCCUCAAAGCACAUGCCCCUACUACUGAGGAGAAACUGCAGACUGAGCAGGUAAAAACAAUAUUUAGAGAGUAGCAGGGGUAGAAGAGAGAUAAACUCAGCUUCCUGACUGCACCUCUAUUCCCAAGGGACCCUCGUUCACAUGCUCCCCCACCCCUACCUCAGGUGGGAUAGCAGAGGCCCUCCUCAGUCUGAAUUGAAGCCAGGCCUAGGGAAGGGUUCCUGGAGCCAAGGUUGGAGCAGAGAAAGCAUUGUUCACAGGAAUGGACAGGGGUCUGGCCAGGUCAGGAAUCUCCCAGGAAUCCCUUUGAAAACCAGACAGCCAAGAUGACCAAGCAAACUGAUCAAUGUUUUUCAACAAAGCCCUGAAAAGACACUCAGGCUUAAAUUUUCCUGGUUUUGACCUGAAUCUCCAUUUUAGUAGAUUUUAUUACCUGACCAUGCUUUUUGAGUGUAUUUUAAGAAUUAAUAAUAGUCUCCUGGGUUCCAGUGGUCACAAGAUAUUCCUGCCUGCAGUUUAGAGAGACCCUGCUACCAGGUACAGCCUUGUGACCAAAAGAUGUCACAGCCUUAUACUGAUUGGCAUCACAGCAACUUAGAACUGGUCCAGUUGACCAAGGAGUAAAAAAGAGGAGGACGACUCAAGGAAACAUAGGGUAUAGGCAAGAAGUAGGCAUAUAGUAGGGAGGGAACACCAGAGACAAAUGGAAAUCAUAUGCAGAAGGAAACAGAGUUCAUUUGGCCAUACUGGAAGAAAGGCAAGAAAAGUCUUGGGGCAUCCUGGCUAUUCUCAGCACUUGCAACAAAAUAUCAACCACAUACCCUCCUCAGUAAACGGAAAGGAAAAAAGAGACACCUCUGUGUUUGGAGUAACAAGAAUUAAGCCAUAAUGAAGGACUGUAUUAAACUAAUGGAAAUUAUAGUCCUCUAAGUAAACUUCUCACCGUUUGUGUCUAAAAACAGCAUACCACAAUGACUGUGUAUAUCAUCAGAUGUAUGACGAAGAAAAUUAUUGUUGUAUUGUCUAUUACAGUACUAAGCUCUGUUCCUAUAUUCCUAGGCUUCAUAAUUUUUAUACAAUUAGCAUGGCCAUUGUAUAAAAUUUAUUUAUAUAUAAAAAUAUAAUUUUUAAAAAAUGAGAUAAUACAUUAAGUGUUAGAAGUUGCUUGAAGGAAGUUACCAGAAAUAAUUUGUGUUUGGGGUGCAUUGGAUGUGGUAGUAGCAAGGAAUAAAGGCUACAGUUGAGGCAGGUGUUGGGGGGAGAGGCUGAGUCUAUGGUAGAUAAAGAAAGAAAACAGAAUUCUACACCAAAGGUAAGUCCCAGAAUCCAGACAACAGAAAGAAAACCACAACCCUUCUGUUUUGAGAAGGGAAGAUUAUGGUUGCCACACAUCCUGUUUUAUGACAGAACACAUUUCAGACUUCUAUAGUCAGGAAAUGUAGACAUCUAGUAAUUUCCCAGUAGACAGCCCAAAUUUCCCCCAGGAUGAGGACAUACUUCUGUGAAAGUUCUAAAAAGAGGCCCAGUGGGCUGGGGUGGGAGUAGGGAGCAUAUAGGGAAUAUGGUCCCUUUGGUUUUAAAUUCUUUACUGGAGGGUGCAGGGGUUGCUGGUUCCUUAAGAAGGUAGAUAAAUGUGACCUUAUUGACUGCAGUAGUAUGAGGUGUCUUUGUUUUUUUUUAAAGCAAUGGAAAUUUAGUAAACCACUGGAUUAGAGUUUUUGACUUUGCUCCCAAUAUGUGAAUCUGUAUAGAUUUCUUACUCUUUCUGCCCCUUAAUUUCUUUAUUAUAAAACUUAUACAACGAGGCAGUAAUAACCCUCUCACAGAAUUCUUGUAUAUAUUAAAUAAAAUGCCCACUAUGUGUACAGCUUUGUUCUAGUCUCCUGCCUGAUCACAUUCUCUCCCUUUCUUUUUUUUUUUUAAAUC
Molecule: messenger RNA, 4036 nt
Organism: Zalophus californianus (California sea lion)
Lineage: Eukaryota; Metazoa; Chordata; Mammalia; Carnivora; Otariidae
Gene: CLEC5A
Product: C-type lectin domain containing 5A
Exons: 7
Coding region: 554-1039 (161 amino acids)
Biological process (GO): innate immune response
Molecular function (GO): virus receptor activity
Source: RefSeq, a predicted model, not a curated record